ACUUUUAUUCUGAAAGCAGCCUGUCAGUGUGCAAACGGAAGUGAGCGUGUGUUUGUUUGAGUCUGUUCUACAUCAUGUCCAGCUGAUCGCGCUCGUGUGUCUGACAGAAGCUGCUCUGCCGCGGGGAAACAUGCCCACUUUGUCCUUGCCACUUUCCAACCUGCUCCGCAAUAAGGAGGGUUUUAGGAGACUCGUGGCGCAUUAUAAGUCUCUGCACACCGACAGCGGGUCAUGGUUGUUCAGCAGCAGCACCCCGUGUUUCACUCGUUCUCGGGAAGCCAGAUUUGGACUCUUGUCCAGAAGGAAGGGUCCUGUGGCUCCGCUGACAGCCGGGAACAUGUGCACCUGCUCCGGCGACGACAAAACCAGCUGGCUCUGGUCUAUUUACAAUGAAACCAAGCAGAAAACGCAAGAUUUAAUUCCUGUGAUAUCAAACAACUUUGUGAACCCAGACACCAUCUUCGCUAACAAUCAGAUGAGUCUACAGGACAUUGAGAUUUAUGGCUUUGACUACGACUACACGCUUGCUUUCUACUCUAGUCACCUUCACACACUCAUAUUCAACAUCGCCCGUGACAUUCUCAUCGAAGAGCACAGGUAUCCAGAGGGACUGAGGGAAUAUGAUUACAUCCCUAAUUUUGUAAUUCGUGGUUUGCACUAUGAUGUUCAAAAGGCCUUACUGAUGAAGAUUGAUGCCUUUCAUUAUAUUCAGCUGGGUACAGUGUACAGGGGUCUUAAUCCUGUACCAGAAAAGGAGGUGAUUGCGAUGUAUGAGGGCUCCCAUGUUCCCCUUGAGAUCAUGAGUGACUUUUAUGGCAAGAGCUCUCAUGGUCACACCAUGAAGCAGUUCAUGGAUAUCUUCUCCUUGCCGGAAAUGACGCUGCUGUCGUGUGUUAAUGACUACUUCAUGAAGCACAACAUCGACUAUGAGCCCGUUCAUCUUUAUAAAGACGUCAAGGAGGUCAUAGGAAACGUACAUGUCAGAGGGAUUAUGUAUCGAGCAGUCGAGGCUGAUAUCGAGAAGUACAUUCGUUACGGUGAACAAACGCAUGCUGUCUUACGGAAGCUGUCGAAAAAUGGAAAGAAGAUGUUUCUGAUCACCAACAGCCCUUUUGAUUUUGUAGACCGAGGCAUGAACUAUAUUGUUGGGAAAGACUGGCGGGACCUGUUCGACGUUGUCAUAGUGCAGGCCGACAAGCCAAGCUUUUUCAAUGACAGGAGGAAGCCAUUCAGACGAGUUACAGAUAAAGGCGUGCUGUUAUGGGACAGAAUUCAUCACCUUGAGAAAGGGCAGAUCUAUAAACAGGGAAACCUGUAUGAGUUUUUGCGGCUUACAGGCUGGAGGGGCUCAAAGGUUUUGUACUUUGGAGAUCACAUAUACAGUGACCUUGCUGAUCUGACCCUGAAACAUGGUUGGAGAACAGGAGCGAUUAUUCCUGAGCUGCGUGAGGAGAUCAAGAUCAUGAAUACGGAGGAGUAUGUCCACACCAUGACCUGGCUGCAGGCGCUGACCGGCCUGCUGGAGCAGAUGCAGGUGCAUCGAGACUCAGCGUCACAAACGGUGCUUCAGCAGUGGAUUGAAGAAAGAGAGGAUAUGAGGUUAAGGACCAAAGACAUCUUCAACGCCCAGUUUGGGAGUCUUUUCCGCACGUACCACAACCCGACCUAUUUCUCCCGCCGUCUUUCCCGCUUCGCAGACAUCUACAUGGCGUCUCUGAGCUGUUUGCUGAACUACGACUUCCAGCACACCUUCUACCCCAGACGAACCCCCCUGCAGCACGAGUCCCCCAUCUGGCCCGAGCAGACCAGCACCACAGGCUCCAAAAUCCCCCUCCACAGCCACAGGACAUCCAGUGUCUGAGCAGGCAGCAUUUAGAAAGUAUGUACCUCAAAACAGCUGCUGUUACAGGUUACAAUACAAAAAUUUUUUGCUCAUAUUUACAACGGUAAUGUAGACUCUUAAUAAACUCUCUGGGUUUCUGUCCCUACAUUCAAAAUCUGUUCACCA
Molecule: messenger RNA, 2008 nt
Organism: Danio rerio (zebrafish)
Lineage: Eukaryota; Metazoa; Chordata; Actinopteri; Cypriniformes; Danionidae
Source: RefSeq, a predicted model, not a curated record